CUCGGCGCAGGAUUACCUAAAACGCAUCGUGUCAUCCGAGUCCAGCGCUCAAGCAGCUUGGUCUCAGUUUUCAGCGAGCGUUAAGCGGCUCUAACGUGCCUCGGUACGUUUGAGAAGGAAUGUGGGUUCGUCCUUUAACGUCCGGUGCAUCCUUGAACUCCUUGCUACACUGUGUCUUUGCAAUUUCAGCGCAUCAGUCCUUUCGCAGGUCCAUCUCAGUCUUUUGUUGCUCAGGUGCAUUUGCCUGUUUGGUACAGCUGUUUCUCCCCGCAUAUUGUGGCGCUCCAACCUUAACCCCAGACCGUUAUACUUCUUUCACGCCAAGCGAGAGUGUACUUUUCCAUCUACGAGCUGAAGUAGCUGUAUUGCCUCGUUAUCGCCAUGUUUGGUACCACAGAUCCCCAGAUCCAGCGUGCACAGGAGCUACACACUCUACCACCGAAGGGUCACCCAUACAGUCUGCCGCUUGCAGGCACUGAGACAGAAGGUAAGAGUGCUAUCUACCGGCACUGGAGGUUCACGGACAAGCCACUGCUCGACAGCUUGGUCCCUGAGAUCAACACUCCACACGAGGCUUUCGAGGCCACCGUCGCCAGACAUCCCAGGAACAACUGCCUCGGCCAUCGCCCAUACGACCCCGUUACCAAGAAGUUUGGCGCCUAUGUAUGGGAGAGCUACGAGCAGAUUGCCCAGCGCCGCAAGAACUUUGGUGCUGGAUUGGUGCAUCUCCAUAGGCAGGCGGGCGUGACAGAGCCUAAGCAAUACGGCGUUGGGUUGUGGUGUCAGAACAGGCCUGAAUGGCAGAUCACUGACCUGGCUUGCAUGUCGCAGGCCCUCUACACCGUCUCUAUCUACGACACCCUUGGUCCAGACACUACCGAGUACAUCAUCCACCAUGCCGAGCUUGCCUGUGUUGUCACCGGCAUGAACCAUGUCACACAACUGUUGAAGCUGAAGCCGCGACUGCCAACGCUAAAGAUCAUCGUUGUUCUGGACCCUCUGUCUGAUGGUGAGCUUCCUGGCGAGUCCAAGGGAGAUCUCUUGAACUCGCUAGCCAGCGAACUGGGCGUGACUAUUCACUACAUCCGCGAUGUCGAAGCACUGGGCGAGAAGCAGCCACUCCCUAUCAACCCACCAACUCCAGACGACACAGUGACAAUCAACUACACCUCAGGAACCACCGGAAACCCCAAGGGUGUUGUGCUGAGCCAUCGCAAUGCGCACGCUGCAACUUGUGCAACCAUGGUGCUUCUCGGUAACGGACACGAUCAGGUCGUCUGCUCGUUCUUGCCCCUGGCCCACAUCUAUCAGCGAUUGGGUGAGCACGGUGCUCUCGCAUCUGGCGCAGCAAUCGGCUACUUCCACGGAAACAUCGUAGAGCUGGUCGAGGACCUGCAGAUGCUGCGUCCCACAAUCUUCUCUGGCGUUCCCCGGCUAUACAACCGCUUCGGCUCUAAGAUCAAAGAAGCCACCAUCGAGCAGUCCGGCCUCAAGGGCGCCCUAUCCCGUCACGUCGUCUCUACGAAGCUUGCCGCCGUGAACGACAAGCACAACCCCACUAACACGCACAUGCUCUACGAUCGCAUCUGGGCCAAGAAGGUAGCCGGCGGCCUCGGUCUUGACCGCUGCAAAGUGCUCGUCAGCGGCUCGGCGCCCAUCGACCCCAGCUUGCACCAGUUCCUCCGCAUCGUGUUCGGCAGCAACUUCACCCAGGGCUACGGUCUUACCGAAACGUAUGCCGUUUCCCUGAUCCAGCACGAGGGCGACUUCACGUCCGGAAACUGCGGCGGUGUGACACCGAACGCUGAAGUCUGUCUCGCUGAUGUACCCGAUAUGGAGUACCUCUCCUCCGACAAGCCGUACCCUCGUGGUGAGCUUCUGGUCCGCUCGACAACAACGUUCAAGAAGUACUUCCGCAAUCCCGAGGAGACAGCUAAGGCGAUUGAUGCAGAUGGCUGGUUCCACACCGGCGACAUCUGUCUUGUCGAUGAGAUGGGCCGCUUCAAGAUCAUCGACCGCAAGAAGAACGUGCUCAAGUUGGCGCAGGGAGAAUACAUCUCGCCCGAGCGCAUUGAGAACGUCUAUCUCGCCAACUGCGGGUGGAUCGCCUCAGCCUACGUGCACGGCGACAGCCACCAGUCGUUCUUGGUCGCCAUCUUUGGUGUUGCGCCGGAUAUCUUCCCACAGUGGGCUUCCAAGGUCUUGGGCGAGAAGAUACCCGAGGGUGACUUCGCGAAGCUCAAGGAGAUCCUGGGCGACAAGAGGGUAGAGCAGGCUGUCCUGAAGGAGCUGAACAAGAUCGGCACUAAGAACAAGUUCAACAGCUACGAGAAGGUCAAGGCUGUGCGAUUGUUCCUUGAGCCGUUCACCAUCGAGAACCAGCUCCUAACACCCACAUUGAAGCUGAAGCGUGCACAGGCCGCAAAAGCAUUCAGGAAGCACCUCGACGACUGCUACGAGGAGGCACUUGCGGAGGAGGGCAAGCCGAGGGCCAAGCUGUAAUCUGUUAUCUGUUGUACCCAGUUUUCGGGCGGUGGUUGCAUGCAUGGAAGCGAGAUUGCGCGUUAAGUCAGACGGACAGACUCUAUUGUCAGACUCCAGUUACGGAGAGUAUGCGAUGGUGUACAUGUGGGCAUAGGUCAUGCAGUACCAGUAGUGUCAUUAGAAG
Macroventuria anomochaeta is the source of this 2668-nucleotide messenger RNA. RefSeq names its product long-chain-fatty-acid-CoA ligase/ protein binding protein. Bases 382 to 2502 code for a protein of 706 amino acids. Gene Ontology annotation, cellular component: endoplasmic reticulum; membrane. The transcript has 3 exons. The record is from RefSeq and is a predicted model, not a curated record. Gene Ontology annotation, molecular function: long-chain fatty acid-CoA ligase activity. Lineage: Eukaryota; Fungi; Ascomycota; Dothideomycetes; Pleosporales; Didymellaceae. Gene Ontology annotation, biological process: long-chain fatty acid metabolic process.